CGAGGGGUCAGCUGUGUGUCACUAGGUCGUCUCGUAACGGGGGUACACAUGCGCGGUUCAUUUUCCGCUAAACUCUGGAUCACCUGAAGCUGAGGAAUGACAAGUAUAGUGAUCCACGUACCACUGUUAUCGGCGUUCAAACGAAUUCGAACGACAAAUAGACGGAGAGUUGGAUAAUCGAUGAUAAAGUGACGAAAAAGUGCAAGCUUGUCAGAGAAAGAUUCAGGAGGGGGAAAGAAAAAUUAAAAAAAGAAAAAAAAAAGAAAUAUGAAAGAGGAAAUAGAACAAAGUGAGAUUUACGAAGACAAGACUGAAGGUAUCUGCGUUAAGGGGUCCCUGAUAAGAGGCUGCAAUAGAUUUUGUGGGUGGAAUAAGUAAUGAGAAAUGAGUGAAGGGAGAAAGUACAAGGGUAAUAGAAGGAAUCCAAGGGUUCGAGUGAAACAGAAAGGGAGGGGGUGGGAAUAUAAAAUAAAAAUAAAAAGCGGAUAGAGGAGUUGUUGUAAAGGAAUCGUAAGAGGCGGAGAAAAGGGGGUAGUAAGAAUAAACGUAAUCUGAAGGAGAAGUUAAAAGGAGGUUAGCAGUGACGGCUACGGAAGGGGAAAGGGGAAAAGGGGUCGACUUAAUUUGCAGUUUUUGAUAGCCGGAUGUCGAGGUGCAAGAACCUGAUGAGAUGACGUCUUGUUUUAUUUGCUGAUGCAAUUUCGGAGGAUGCUUCUCAGGAUGAGACUGCAGCAGGUCUACCUUCUGCUGCAGAUGGCAUACCUAGUUGUUUGGGCUGGUUUUGAAAAUACAGGGAUGUCCGACAGAUUGGAAAAUGUGACACAAACAAUAUCUCGAAUUCUCAAUGGGUACGAUAUCCGUUUGAGACCAAAUUUUGGAGGAGAACCUUUGUUGGUAGGGAUGGACUUAACGAUAGCAAGUUUCGAUGCGAUUUCAGAAGUUAACAUGGAUUACACGAUAACGAUGUACUUGAAUCAAUAUUGGACGGAUGAAAGGCUAGCAUUUUCCCAAGAUGAAGAGACGCUCACCCUCAGUGGGGAUUUUGCAGAAAAAAUUUGGGUCCCAGACACGUUUUUUGCCAACGACAAAAAUAGUUUUUUGCACGACGUGACCGAGCGUAAUAAACUCGUCCGGUUGUCCGGAGACGGAUCAGUCACUUAUGGCAUGAGAUUCACGACGACCCUGGCCUGCAUGAUGGAUCUACACUACUAUCCGCUCGAUUCGCAGAACUGCACCGUAGAGAUCGAGAGCUAUGGAUACACAGUGUUGGACGUAGUGAUGUAUUGGAAGGAAACCCCGGUGCGUGGUGUAGAAGAAGCACGACUGCCACAAUUUACGAUAACUGGAUAUGAAACGAACGAUCGCAAGGAGAGACUGGCCACCGGGAUAUAUCAGAGGCUUUCGUUGAGCUUCAAGCUUCAAAGGAACAUCGGAUAUUUUGUUUUCCAAACGUAUUUACCCAGUAUACUGAUCGUGAUGUUGAGCUGGGUCAGUUUCUGGAUCAAUCACGAAGCAACCAGUGCCAGAGUAGCUCUUGGUAUAACGACAGUCCUAACAAUGACUACGAUCUCAACGGGCGUACGUAGCUCACUGCCACGUAUCAGCUAUGUGAAAGCUAUCGAUAUCUAUUUAGUAAUGUGUUUCGUUUUCGUGUUCGCGGCUUUAUUGGAGUACGCAGCGGUGAAUUACACAUAUUGGGGCGCCAGGGCCAAGAAAAAGAUGAAAAAGAAGGACACCGACGAUAAGAAAGUCAUUUCGUCCAAGUCAGGAAGCAAAGCAAGUUCUCCGUAUCCUGGUCCAACGGAAACGGACGUAGCAGAUAUUCAGGACCUUCGAAUGUCCCCUUUGCCGAGCAUGAGGAACAGAUCAGGCCUGAUCAGCGGUAGCACGUACCCUGGAACCAUACGAGAACACGAUCCUGCCAAGUUCCCCCCGAGUUUUCGCAUUUCCAGAGUUGCGGCCUAUAAUACUCACGGAAGGAACAUUGGGCUUAGGUAUAGAGGUCCUAAACAACACAAACCUAAGGUUUUCCACGCGAUAAGAAGAGGAGCCUCCGUGCUGCGAGUAUCGAUGCCCAAGAUCAAAGACGUGAAUAUUAUCGACAAAUAUUCGAGAAUAAUAUUCCCAGUCAGUUUUAUGCUAUUCAACGCCAUCUACUGGGUAUUCUAUUUCCUCUGAUUUAAACUACCGCCGUUUCGUGACGAAGGACAGAAAGGACCAAUUGUUAUCAAGAAUUUGCAUGGGUAUUACUAGAGAAUAAAUUUGAUUCGAAUUAAAAUCGAAUCAAAAUCGAAGUAAAAUUCGAUUUCGAUCUUUAUUCUCGCCUGAAGAGAGUAUCGAAAGUACUGAAUCGAAAGUUACCGAUAUUUAUGCGAUAUCUUCGAGAAUAGUCGAUUUGAUCUCGAAGUCGAACGAUAUUUACGUGAAUACGUUCCUAAUCGAUAGGUCACUGGUUCGAAUGGAUGAUCUGAAAUGCAUUAAUUAAAAAUUUAUCCUUGAAAAACUACGAUGACGCAAUGAAAAUGAUUUAAAUAAUCGAUGGAAUUUGAAGCACUAAAAGUUUUUUAAUGUAUACGAAAAUCCUUAAUUGUGAUCAACAAACUGAAAGUAACAAUUUUUCUGAAACGCAAGUUUGUUUGACGAAAGUUAUCAACGCCAAUUGUUAUUGUCAAUAUUUUAAGUACAACAUUAAAAAAGAAAGAAGCAUUUGACGGGAACAUCAAAGAUUUAGUGAAAUAUAUCACAACUAGAGUAGCGUUUGAUUAAAAAUUGUAAUUAAAGAUAUUAUAGCUGAUGGAUAGGAUUACUGUUGCAUUAUUAUAAUUACGAUUGUUCUGCAAGUUAUACGAAUUUAUUAUUUGUUGAUCGCCACAUACAUAUAUAAAUAGGGUAAAGUUGAUCAAAAUGAUGCCUUUAACAACAUAUGUCAAGAUUAAGGUCAUCCGUGAGAUUCGACCUUUUAUAGAUAUUUACCAAGAACGUUGACUAAAAAUCCCACGGGUUAAACAAGUACAGUGCAGUAAUGAUUUCCAUCAUAGAACGAAACAAAGUAGUAUUAAAAACAAAAGGUAACAAAUAAUGCAGUAUUUUCGGUAUUGUUAGACAAAGCUUAACGAAUUGUUGGAAAAGUGAGAAUACCUGAGCAAGAAAGAAGGAAUUGUCUUUUCCUAGAGAAUACUUUGCUGAAGCAUUCAAAAGUUAUCCACACAGAUUAUGUACCAUAAUGUUGAUUAUUUUAAUAUAAAUCCUAACUGUAAUUUUAAGGUAAUUAAAUUACUGAGACUUUUAUUUCAUUCACAAGAACCAUUCAAUAUAUAUUUUGAAUCAGUGUAUAUUAUUUUGCCUUUCAGCAUAUGUAUAUAUAUUACAAUGUUGAUAAACUGUAGCACUCUCAAGGUUCCAUUUACAUUUUAUAUAAUGGCAAUGCAACUUUUAUUAUACUUCAACAAUUUAUACAUGUUCAA
Molecule: messenger RNA, 3464 nt
Organism: Hylaeus anthracinus
Lineage: Eukaryota; Metazoa; Arthropoda; Insecta; Hymenoptera; Colletidae
Gene: Lcch3
Product: gamma-aminobutyric acid receptor subunit beta-like
Exons: 10
Coding region: 694-2178 (494 amino acids)
Biological process (GO): signal transduction; nervous system process; chemical synaptic transmission
Cellular component (GO): membrane; GABA-A receptor complex; synapse
Molecular function (GO): extracellular ligand-gated monoatomic ion channel activity; GABA-A receptor activity; neurotransmitter receptor activity
Source: RefSeq, a predicted model, not a curated record